Molecule: messenger RNA, 1680 nt
Organism: Helicoverpa armigera (cotton bollworm)
Lineage: Eukaryota; Metazoa; Arthropoda; Insecta; Lepidoptera; Noctuidae
Exons: 4
Coding region: 102-1088 (328 amino acids)
Molecular function (GO): DNA binding
Source: RefSeq, a predicted model, not a curated record
CUUGUAGGUUAUAAAAAAUAACCAAACAGUUAUUUCCGUGAUUCGUUAUUGUUACAAAUAACUGUUACAUAAAGUGUUAAAAACUGUUUAUUGUGUUAACCAUGGGUAAACCACCAGGCAGACAGACUUCUGUGUUGUGGAAUUAUUAUGACAAGGACCCGCAAUGUGCUACUAAGGCUAUUUGCCGAUUUUGUAACAAUUCUUACUCUUUUAGUACUACAACUGCAAAUUUGAGGAGCCAUUUGAAACGCGUGCAUACUGAAGAGUAUGUUAAUAUAAAUUGGAAUGGGAAAUUUGAAAACGAAGAUGGGUGGAGUAAUUCAAACCGGACGGGGCCGAAGCCGCUGGGAGCUGGUCUUUACACUGCCGAUGAAACGGAUGAGCUGUUAAUGCUAACCGGCGUAUGGAGCUACUUCGAGGCGGAAGACAAGAAGGCGCGUUGUGAACUCUGCGGCACCUCGCUACCUGAUGACUACGAGGAGUUGAAGGCGCAUCUCGGUGAACACCAUCCGGAGACACUGCUGAAUAUCAUGCAGAAAAAAGAAAAGCGGGAAAAGGCAGAACGCAGUGAUAACGAUGACGGCCAAGACCAGGAUAACAUGACAUACACCGAAAUAGUUUAUCUAGAACAAGACACGUCCGAUUCAACAGACAGCAUCCCAGAAAAACCGAAACCAAAACCGAAACCAUCACCAAAAACCGUCAAAAUCAAAACCGUAAAAAGGCGCGAAUCCACACUUACCUCCGAUGACAUCCCUAUGAAACGUCAAAAGAACUGUCAAAGUGACGUUGACAAUAAUGAAUUGGAUGCGUUCAUAAAAUACGUUACUUGUCUAUUAAAAAAGUUACCAGAAAACGUUUUUUCUGAAGUACAAGGGGAAAUUAUUAGCUGUAUUAUGAGAGCUAAUUCGCGUAUUAGUCAAUCUAGUGCUAGUUUAAGUAGUCAAUCUGUUAGUUCAAAUAAAAAUUCAGGGGUUAACAAUGCUAAUAAUUUAGUAACUGUUAGUGAAAUAACGCCUGUUAAUAAUGCCUUGGGACAUAACUUUAGUAUUGUAGUUGCUCCGAAAGAAACUGAUAGUGGUACCUAACUGUCAAACUUUAUUGUAAGAUUUUUCAUCACUGAUAUUAUAAAUAAGUUUUUUUUUUAUUUUUGUUUGUUUGUAAUGGUACUCAAAAACUAUUGCGCCGUUUUAAAAAAAUCUUUCCAUGGAACGCGAGUGAAACCGCGGCAAAACGGCUAGUUUUACAAUAUAGAUACCUAUACUCCAAUUGAAAACUAAACAAUCUUGAUAAUACUUUUUAUUCAGAAAUCAUUCAAGAAAAAAUAAAAUGCUUUCAGUUAUUGAUAGGUACUAUGUAUUCUGUUUCAAUUGAAUCAUUAUUUUAAGCAGUGGUUUAUUUGUUUAAUAUGUAUUUGUGUAACAUCCUAUCAAGAGUGUUUACCUUUAGUUAAGUGCCUAUUAAAAUGAGUAUAGAAACGUACCUACUUAAUAGACUAGUACCUACCCAUUUUCACCAACAAAUACCUAAAUUUAGGGAUCCCCUAAGAGCACUUAGGGACCACUUAAUACGAAUUUCGUUUUCACCAAAGUUUAUGUGUCCCUUAUAACCUUUAAAUAUUGGGGGUGCCCUUAUUCUAAGUGACACUUAGGAAAACGUUAAGAGAUUGUUGGUGAAAAC